Xenopus laevis (African clawed frog) is the source of this 2203-nucleotide messenger RNA. Its product is annotated as nectin-1. NCBI's taxonomy places the organism in Eukaryota, Metazoa, Chordata, Amphibia, Anura, Pipidae. The transcript has 9 exons. The record is from RefSeq and is a predicted model, not a curated record. Bases 254 to 1591 code for a protein of 445 amino acids.
GGAUGGGAGGGGCCUCCCCGUUGUAAUGCUGAGUGACCAGGAAAGUAUAUUUUCUUUCAUAAUUGUAUGUUCUUCAAUAUUAAAUUAUUUUCUUCCUAUUAAAUAGAAAUAAAUCCUCUCAGUAAGUACAGUCCCAGACCAGUGUGCAGUUCAGAGUUAAUGUCAGUCAGCCCAGAUAUCUCAUAAAUGAAAGUGAAAGUAGUUCUGGCGGGAAAAAUUCUUUCUACAUGAGGCAAGACGUGUGGAGUCCAUUAUGUCCCUCCACGGGAUCUCACUAAGGAGAGAGUUUCCCUUCCAGAAGGUUUCUGUUAUAUUACUGUGUCUGGCUCAUACUGCAGUAUCUGAGCCUGGAGUAAAAUGCAAAUUCUCAGGACCUGCCAUUAUAGGGGGUAACGCUACACUGAGGUGCCAACUCCCAGGAUCCUUUGAGGUGCUGCAGGUGACCUGGCAAAGGAGUAAAGAUGGCUUCCGAGAAAACAUUGCGACCUACAGCAACAAGUAUGGCGUCAAGGUACUGAGCCCCUUUAACAAACGAGUAGAGGUUUUCAACACAAGCCCAAAAAUGUCAUCCAUGAUGAUUUCUGCACUGACAAAGGAGGAUGAAGCCUGUUAUAUUUGUGUCUUCAAUGUGUAUCAGCACGGAGCCUACACUGGGCAAGUCUGUCUCCCCACCCUGGUUUCAGGCAGAGAAUGUAUUUGCUCUACUGUUGGGUCUCAUAUUCUCAAUAUCACUCUCAAUCCCCCCGAUAUCAACACUGAUUCUGCAACACAGUCAGAAGGUGGAAUAACAGGGUCUAUACGGAAAGGCACCCUUACAGAAGAGAAUGUGACCUGUACUUUCCAGUUGCCCAGGACAGGCAGACAAAAACGGGAUAUUACAGAACAACAUAAUGAUCUGGAUGACGAUGAGGAAAUUGUCUCUACAAAUUGUUCUGCAUCUGGCAAAACAAAACCUUAUAUAAUGUGGGAGAAUGAAGGGAAACCCGUCAGUGCAGAAUAUAAAGAAAAAGUAACUGGUGAUAUCACAACUGUCACAAGUACUCGCUGGUACUCACUGGCCUGGCUAUCGGCACAGGAUAAACCAAUCAUCUGUCAUAUCACAAUCAACCCCGGUGCCAUAGGUGAAAGAAGACAGUCCAGUACUUCUCAAGAGGAGAAUUCUCAGAUUCCACACAAACGUUCUUUAGAUAACGAAAAAACUAAAAAGCAAGACAGCCAUUAUGUCCGAUUAGCCAUAGUAAUUGUUGCAUUUGCAUUUGUCCUGCUCCCUGUGUGUUUCCUUAUCUGGAAAAGAAAAGCUUGGCAAGCUCAAAAGGCACAGCCACUGAAAGAGGCUAAACUUGAAUGUAAAUCUGAAUCUGAAUCCCACACAUAUGGGACACCAAACAAACUUAACGGGACCCCUACUACCACUAAGGUUUAUAUCAGCAGUACUCCAGGAUCUGAAAUGUCAAAGAGAAAUAAUAAAAGACACAAUCAGGAUAUAGAGAACACAUCGACCCCCAAAUCUGCAAAGUCCAAAGCAAGACUGCAUUCAAAAACUGAUGACGGAAAAAUACCUCCAAAGAGAAAACUGUGGACAGAUUCAUAGGCGGAGGGCGACGUUUGUAUUCGGGGAGGCUAAAGUUGACCAUACACAGACUAACUUACAAUGAGAUUUGUAAAAAAUUAUCAACCCAAUAACCACUCACAGUUCCCACUGACUUCAGUGGGAAGUGCUUAAUCCAAUAAAGGAUGGGAUGCACCGAAUCCAGUAUUCUGCAUUUUUCUGCAGGAUUUGGAUUCGGCCGAAUCCUUCUGUCUGGCUGAACCGAAUCAUAAUUUGCAUAUGCAAAUUAGGGACAGGGAGGGGAAUCGUGUGACUUUUUGUCACAAAACAAAACGAAAAAUGUUUUCCCCUCCCCACCUCUAAUUUGCUUAUGCAAAUUAGGAUUCAGAUUCGGUUCUGUAUUCGGGCGAAUCUUUCCCAAAGGAUCCAAAAUAGUGCAUUUGGUGCAUCCCUUAUAAAUACCCUCUUAUUUACUAGUACCUGUGUUGGAAUAACUGUAUUAGAAAAUCAGAAAAUAUUUUGUGGUGUUUUGUUGCCCAACGUAUAUAGUGGCAUAUAAAGUGGCAGCAGCACUCACUGAAGGGCGGACAAUAAAGUUAUUUAUCAAAAUCCAAAUUUUCGGAUUUUUUAAAUAAAAAAAAAAGUCUGACUAAA